This is a messenger RNA of Morchella importuna, 1869 nucleotides long. RefSeq lists its product as uncharacterized. The coding region runs from base 1 to 1869 and encodes 622 amino acids. Gene Ontology annotation, molecular function: 2-isopropylmalate synthase activity. The transcript is spliced from 4 exons. NCBI's taxonomy places the organism in Eukaryota, Fungi, Ascomycota, Pezizomycetes, Pezizales, Morchellaceae. The record is from RefSeq and is a predicted model, not a curated record. Gene Ontology annotation, cellular component: mitochondrion. Gene Ontology annotation, biological process: L-leucine biosynthetic process.
AUGCCUAUGCUUAAAAAUCCAGCAACGAAAUACAGGCCGUUCCCGCCUGUCAGUUUACCUGACCGCCAAUGGCCAAAUAAAACAAUUACAAAGGCCCCCAGAUGGCUCUCUACAGAUUUGCGAGAUGGUAACCAGUCGUUGGUUGAUCCUAUGGACGGUGACCAAAAAUGGCGCAUGUUCAGGAUGCUUGCCGAGCUCGGCUAUAAGGAAAUUGAGGUUUCGUUCCCUUCUGCAUCGCAGACCGACUUUGACUUCACCCGCCGUCUUGUCGAGACACCAGGCGCUGUACCCGACGAUGUCUGGCUCCAAGUCCUCUCCCCUUGCCGAGAAGAUUUCAUUCGCCGCACAAUUGAGUCUAUGAAGGGCGCCAAAAAGGCAAUCAUUCACCUAUAUCUCGCAACUUCAGAGUGUUUCCGUCGGAUUGUGUUUGGCAUGACCGAGGACCAAUCUCUGGAGCUCGCCGUAAAAUGCACAAAACUUGUCCGAAGCUUAACCAAAGACAACCCAGAUGCGCAGGAUACUGAAUGGGCCUAUGAGUUCUCCCCUGAGACUUUCAGUGACACUCGUCUUGACUUUGCUAUUCGUAUCUGCGAAGCCGUUAAAGCUGCUUGGGAGCCUACAGAGUCUAACCCAAUCAUUUUCAACCUCCCUGCGACUGUCGAAAUGUCUACUCCCAACGUUUAUGCGGACCAAAUUGAGUACUUCUGUCGUGGAAUCACUGAGCGUGAGAAGAUCUGUAUUUCUCUGCAUCCACACAAUGACCGUGGCUGUGCCAUUGCCGCUGCAGAACUCGCUCAAAUGGCUGGUGCGGACCGAGUCGAAGGUUGCCUCUUCGGCCACGGUGAACGUACCGGUAAUGUCGACCUCGUCACUCUGGCGCUGAACCUCUAUACCCAGGGUGUCAACCCCAAUGUUGAUUUCUCAGACAUCACCAAAGUCAUCGAUACGGUUGAAGAUUGCACUAAGAUCCCUGUUCACCCCCGUGCACCCUAUGGGGGCCAGCUCGUUGUAUGUGCCUUCUCUGGUUCUCACCAAGACGCCAUCAAGAAGGGCUUCAAGGUGCGCGACGAUGCGGGCGUUGGUGAAGAUGGCCAAUGGCAGCUUCCUUACCUCCCUCUUGACCCCGCUGAUAUCGGGCGUACAUACGAGGCGGUUAUUCGUGUCAAUUCACAGUCCGGAAAGGGUGGUGUGGCAUGGGUUAUUCAGCGUGCUCUCGACUUAGACUUGCCCCGCGGUCUUCAGAUUGCAUUCUCAAAGGUCGUACAGAAGCAUGCAGAUGAGCUCUCCCGCGAGCUGAAGCCACAUGAGAUCCAGCGUUUAUUUGAGACGGAGUAUCAUCUCAAUACACCCUCGAGAAUCAGUCUCAUUGACUACGAAUUCUCAACUGAUCGCUCCACUUCGCCGUCCCCGGGACUUGGGAAACAGAAUGUUACUCCUCGCCGUACCUUUGCGGGUAUCAUCUCUAUGGAUGGGCGUGAGCACUCAAUUAAGGGUAUAGGAAACGGUCCUAUCUCCUCCUUAGCUGAUGCGUUGAAGUCGGUAGGUGUCGAUUUGGAUGUCAGGGACUACAAGGAGCACGCUAUUGGACAAGGGAGGGAUGUGAAGGCAGCAUGUUUCAUUGAGUCCCUGAUCAGAACACAGGAGGGUGGUAAGGAGACGGUAUGGGGCGUGGGUAUUCACGAAGAUGCGGCCCAGGCCAGUUUGAUUGCCGUCUUAGGUGCGGCUAGUAAGCUCGUAUCAUCUCGUCCUGGUACGCCACUGCCACUACAGCGAAAGGAGCACCUUGAAGCUCCAAGGUCUAGCCUGGCUUCAGAGAUAAAGGUUAACAUUAAUGGCUUGGAACAAGCUGCUGCGAAUGGAGUACAUUGA